AUGAGUCAUAGAAAGUAUGAAGCACCAAGACACGGUUCUCUUGCAUUCCUUCCAAGAAAGAGGGCAGAGAGAAUAAGACCAAGAAUUCCAUCCUACCCACAGGAUGAUGAGACACAGAAAGUGCAUCUCACCACAUACUUUGCAUACAAAGCUGGUAUGACCCACGUAUUAAGAGUGGGAGAGAGAGAAGGCAGCAAGCUUAACAAGAGGGAAAUAAUUGACCCAGUGACCAUUCUGGAGACACCAAAGUGUGUAGUAUUCGGAUUAGUUGGGUACAAGAAGACCCCAAGAGGCUUGGUCAAUGUCAAGACAGUUCUUGCAGAGCACAUUGACGAGUCUGUUAAGAGAAGAUACUACAAGAGAUACUACAGGUCCAAGAAGACCGCACUCUCUAACUACCCACUUAAGUACAAGAAUGGAGUUAUUGAGCAGGAAAUCCAGGCCAUCAGAGACAAUGCAGAUGUUAUUAGAGUUUUAAUCCACAGUCAAGCACCAAAGAUUAAGGCACUUAACACCAAGAAGGCCCAUAUCAUGGAGUCCCAGCUGAAUGGUGGAUCCAUCCAGGACAAGAUUGACUUUGCUCUCUCUAACUUUGAAAAGGAAAUAUCCGCUCCAGACUGCUUCUCUAAAGAAGAAAUGAUUGACAUCAUUGGAGUAACCAAAGGAAAGGGAUUCCAGAGUUGUACCAAGAGAUGGGGAACUACUAUCCUCCCAAGAAAGACAAACAAAGGUCUUAGAAAGGUUGCAUGUAUUGGUGCUUGGCAUCCAAGUAGAGUCAUGUACUCCGUGCCAAGAGCUGGUCAGACCGGUUUCCACCACAGAGUCAUGCAGAACAAGAGAGUAUACUUAGUUGGAGAUGGGCAGUCCACAGACUCCUGCAAGACAGAGUACGAUCUUACUGAGAAGACAAUCAACCCAAUGGGAGGAUUCGCUGGAUACGGAUAUGUAAACAACGAGUUCAUCAUGGUUAAGGGAUCUGUAGUAGGACCAAGAAAGAGAGUUCUUGUCCUUAGAAAGAUAGUUGGAAGAAAGUUCAAGAGCGGAAAUGCUGAGACCAUCAACAUCAAGUUCGUCGACACCUCCUCUAAGAUUGGAAGUGGUAGAUUCCAAACCUCUGCUGAGAAGAAGCAGUUCUACGGAAAACUUAAAUCCGAUAUUACAGCUGAGAAUGAACAGGAAUAA
Molecule: messenger RNA, 1182 nt
Organism: Nematocida parisii ERTm1
Lineage: Eukaryota; Fungi; Microsporidia
Product: 60s ribosomal protein l3
Exons: 1
Coding region: 1-1182 (393 amino acids)
Biological process (GO): ribosomal large subunit assembly; translation
Cellular component (GO): cytosolic large ribosomal subunit; ribosome
Molecular function (GO): RNA binding; structural constituent of ribosome
Source: RefSeq, a predicted model, not a curated record